Messenger RNA from Acomys russatus (golden spiny mouse), 1309 nucleotides. RefSeq names its product homeobox protein SIX1-like. Lineage: Eukaryota; Metazoa; Chordata; Mammalia; Rodentia; Muridae. Gene Ontology annotation, cellular component: nucleus; transcription regulator complex. Gene Ontology annotation, molecular function: RNA polymerase II cis-regulatory region sequence-specific DNA binding; DNA-binding transcription factor activity, RNA polymerase II-specific. Gene Ontology annotation, biological process: regulation of transcription by RNA polymerase II. The record is from RefSeq and is a predicted model, not a curated record.
CUAGCAGCAUCCACCCGGCGGCAGGCGGGAGCCAUCGAAGCCCGGAAGGCUGCAGAGUACGCCAGCCACUUGGAGUCCAGCUCGCCCCUACUACUUCUUCUCUUCUUUUCCCUUUGGCUCCCACCCGCCGAGGUCCGACUGGUCUUUUCGCCUUUGCCAAGUCUAGGGAGGGGGUUAGGAGCAGCCGCGCCCCCCUCCCCUCGGCAGCCGCCCCCCCUCCCGAUUUCUCAAUUCCUCUCACUGCCGCGUGCGCCCGGGCCCGUGCGCCCCGGCAGCGCCAGCCAUGUCGAUGCUGCCGUCGUUUGGUUUUACGCAAGAGCAAGUGGCUUGCGUGUGCGAGGUUUUGCAGCAAGGCGGAAACCUGGAACGCUUGGGCAGGUUCUUGUGGUCACUGCCUGCCUGCGAUCACCUGCACAAGAACGAGAGCGUGCUCAAGGCCAAGGCGGUGGUCGCCUUCCACCGCGGCAACUUCCGUGAGCUAUACAAGAUCCUGGAGAGCCACCAGUUCUCGCCUCAUAACCACCCAAAACUGCAGCAGCUAUGGCUGAAAGCUCACUAUGUGGAGGCCGAGAAACUUCGCGGCCGACCCCUGGGUGCCGUGGGCAAAUAUCGGGUGCGCCGAAAAUUCCCACUGCCGCGAACUAUCUGGGAUGGCGAGGAGACUAGCUACUGCUUCAAGGAGAAGUCACGAGGCGUGCUGCGGGAGUGGUACGCGCACAACCCCUACCCCUCGCCGCGGGAGAAACGGGAGCUGGCCGAGGCCACUGGCCUCACCACCACCCAGGUCAGCAACUGGUUUAAGAACCGGAGGCAAAGAGACCGGGCCGCCGAGGCCAAGGAAAGGGAGAACACUGAAAACAAUAACUCCUCCUCCAACAAGCAGAAUCAACUCUCUCCUCUGGAAGGGGGCAAGCCGCUCAUGUCCAGCUCAGAAGAGGAAUUCUCACCUCCCCAAAGUCCAGACCAGAACUCGGUCCUACUGCUACAAAGCAAUAUGGGCCACGCCAGGAGCUCAAACUAUUCUCUUCCAGGCCUAACAGCCUCACAGCCCAGCCAUGGCCUGCAAGCUCAUCAGCAUCAGCUCCAAGACUCUCUACUGGGCCCACUCACCUCCAGUCUGGUAGACUUGGGUUCCUAAGUGGAGAGGUACUGCCUGCCCCCCCCCCCCCCAAGGAUGGCUGGAGCAGCAGCAACCAAGCGCAGCAACUAGGGACACUUGUACAUAGAAGCCAGGAACAAUUCUGCAGCUUGUUUCUGGAGUUCUUUGUGGAGAAGAGAACGACGGGGUUUCACAAAUGUCUUUUUAAAA